This is a messenger RNA of Corylus avellana, 1163 nucleotides long. Its product is annotated as Cytochrome b561/ferric reductase transmembrane with DOMON related domain-containing protein. The record is from RefSeq and is a predicted model, not a curated record. Lineage: Eukaryota; Viridiplantae; Streptophyta; Magnoliopsida; Fagales; Betulaceae.
GAGAGAGAGAGAGGGAGAGAGAAAGAGAAAGAAAAUGAAGACAUCUUCCCUCUUCAUUGUGUUCAUCAUCACCAUUGAUAUCUAUGGUUUAUCAUCAUCCUUUGUGAAUUCACAAGCAGAAACUUGCAGCUCUAACCUGAACUUCAAUGGUUCUGUGUCUUUCGAUACAUCUUCCCUCAAAUGUCUUGCUGUUUGGGAUGCUCAAGGUUUCAUCCUACGAUAUUCGCAGACGGCAUCAUCAUCAAACACAUGGAGCUUCGUUCUCUCGGCUCCUAACACCAACUCCUACAUAGCCAUGGGGUUCUCAAGCAACGGCGCGAUGGUGGGCUCGAGCGCGGUGGUGGGUUGGGUGCCGUCGAACGGCGUCGGAGUGGUGAAGCAAUAUUAUCUGGGCGGAACUUCGCCGAGCCUUGUGACGCCUGAUCAGGGAAACUUGCAAAUUGUGGGCACCUCAACCACUAUUAUAUCCCAAUCCUCGCGUUUAUAUCUGGCCUUCCAGUUGCAGACCACUCAGCCGCAGACUCGGCUGCUGUACUCCGUCGGGCGGGGUGGCGCGCUGCCUUCCCCACCCAACUACGCCUUGUCGGAGCACCAAGCAAAGGUCUCUACUACCAUCAACUAUGGAACAGGUCAAAGUGCAACAGGAGGAAGCCCAUAUGUAAGACUAAGAAGGAGCCAUGGAGUGCUAAAUAUGCUUGGGUGGGGCAUUCUAAUGAUCAUUGGAGCCAUGGUUGCUCGUUACUUCAAGGAAAAAGAUCCAUUUUGGUUUUAUUUCCAUGCCUCUAUUCAAUUAUUCGGAUUUAUUCUUGGAUUAGCGGGAAUAAUAUGUGGAUUUGUCUUAAAUAAUCGUCUCAAUGCUGCUGUCACUACUCACAAGGGUCUUGGAAUCUUCAUUCUUGUGCUUGGCUGCCUCCAGGUGAUGGCCUUUUUGGCUCGACCAAACAAGAUGUCAAAAUUUCGAAAAUACUGGAAUUGGUACCAUCAAAAUGUGGGGAGAAUUUUAGUUAUUUUCACAAUUGCAAAUAUCUUCUAUGGAAUCCAUUUGGGUGAAAAUGGACAUGGUUGGAGUGUUGGGUAUGGAGUUGUUCUUGGCAUCUUGUUCAUUAUUACUGUUGUAUUAGAGAUAAGAAUUUGGAUUAGGAAAUAAAACUCAUUGCUAAGUA